Molecule: messenger RNA, 349 nt
Organism: Selaginella moellendorffii
Lineage: Eukaryota; Viridiplantae; Streptophyta; Lycopodiopsida; Selaginellales; Selaginellaceae
Product: HIG1 domain family member 2A, mitochondrial-like
Exons: 2
Coding region: 24-296 (90 amino acids)
Source: RefSeq, a predicted model, not a curated record
GUCGAGUUUUAGGGUUUUUCGGGAUGGGGGAGGUUGUGAACAAGAACGAGAGCGAUUGGACCGACUCGGACGCGACGCAAGAUUUGUUUGCGAACAAAAGGCCGCGCAGCAUUUUGGUACCCAUAGGGUGCUUCGCUACAGCGGCAAUUCUCGCGAGUGGCCUGUGGAGCUUCAAAAAGGGCAACGUCAAGCACAGCCAGUACUGGAUGAGAGCUCGCGUCGUCUCGCAAAUGACCACUGUUUUAUUGAUGGCUGGAACGACUUAUGGAAUGAGCUUCACAGGUUCUUCUAGCUGAAAGGAAACGUAGAAAGCCAGAGAUCAAUAAAACAUAGAUCUUUCUUCUCAAAA